Gregarina niphandrodes is the source of this 1341-nucleotide messenger RNA. RefSeq lists its product as hypothetical. The record is from RefSeq and is a predicted model, not a curated record. NCBI's taxonomy places the organism in Eukaryota, Apicomplexa, Conoidasida, Eugregarinorida, Gregarinidae. The transcript has a single exon. Bases 1 to 1341 code for a protein of 446 amino acids.
AUGAGAGGUUCUUGUGCUACAGAGACAGAGGAAGUCUCGCCGUUGUUGUCGGUGUUGACUGGUUUCACCUUCGACGUUGCUUCACCAGGCGAGCAGCCUUGCGCCUCGCUUACAACCAAGCAAGUCCUGUUGGACCGCCGACUUGAAGCUCCUCGUGGCUGCCCCCCCCCGAUGCCCGAUUGUGUAAGACUAGGGUUUGGUGACGGAGACAAAAUUACGCCGCGCCUGUUUCUGACGGUCGCCCUACAGACGUUGGACGGGCUGAUGAAGGAGAGAGGGUGGUUCCAGCGGCACCACUCACGUACGUUGUUCAGCCUAGAGCAGAUCCAGGUCAAAACCAACGACGUGAAGCCGGAGGUGGUACUGGAUCUCGCUGACGUCGCGAAGUACGAUGACUUCAAGGAGGAGGCCGCUGAUGAGACUGAGCGACUACGCAAGGCUCAAGAGGUAUUCUUGAAGUUGGCCACGGCUGGCCACUUGGAUGAUGCCGGGUCCAGGGAGUGGAGGGUGAUCAAGAAGAUUAUGGAUGCUUUGCAGGCGCCGAUGUCAUACUUGGGCGACUUGCAUAACACACUGCUCAAUGUCUACCGCGGGUACGAGGCUUCUGGCGACUACAAGUCCGGUGUCUGGAAGGGUAUCUGCCGUCCGAUGCUGAAUGUUGGAGGCGAAGUGGAGCAGGUGAUGGUUGCGCCUAGUAGUAAGCCCCUGUGUCCCCGUUGCGACCCCGGACCGCUGGUGAGCCUGCCGGUGCCGGGCAGCGUGACCCACAACGUAAUGACCAACCCCCGUUCGAUCCCCAACGCAAACAUGUUCGUUCCCGCCCACGCUCGCGUCCCGAUUAGCGAGUGGGGUGUGGAGGGCCCGAGUGGUGAGGUCUACACAUUGGACGGUAAGUGGCCGGUGUGGGAUAGUGUGCAGGGUACUUGGGGAGAGGAAGUUAUUCGCGCCUCCAAGAUGCUGACGGCCGAAGCCGAGAAGCAAGGUGUCCAGGUUACGGAAUACCCAUGGACAUUCACCUGGGAUAACACCGACCUCGACAUGAAAUUUAAGUGUGACGCUAGCCAGGAAGAUUGUGGGGAGAAGGUCCGGUCGGUAGUGGACAAGCAAAUCAAGCUCUGGCGCGUUGCUAAUCUGGGCGACCUCGUCAAGUCCUACCGUUUGUCUCCGCAACUCGUCAAAAACCUCGAGAAGCAGGCUGAGCUCCUCGGGGAUCUUGCCCGCAACAGGGACCUGGGCGACCGUGGCUGGUACAUAGGCAGCUACGCACAAGCCUACGUCAUGCUCGAGUUCGACGAACACGGCAAGUCCUCACUGCGCUCACCACCAUCCCCAAUAGCCUGA